AACAGGCCGGGGCCAAUCGCCAGCAGAAGGGAACAAAGGGAAGGGGGGAGGGAAGCCCACCCCGGCCGCACUAGAAAGCCCCCGGGGGAGGCAGAGCCCUGCGGCUCUCGCUGACAGCAGCGCGGCCGGUGACUGGGCGCCUGGCUCCGCGGCGGUGUUUCUGCUUUCUUCAUCGACCUUCUCCUCCUCGCUGAGAUUAAAGGGGGAAAGCAGCGUCCGGCGAAGGGAGAGAAACUUGGGUCGGUGCGUGGGGUGUCCGGCGAUCGGCUCGGUCCUCGCGAUCAAGAUGAAAAGUAAAAAAGGUGUAGUUGCAAUAUCAGGCAGUGAAACGGAGGAUGAUGACACUAUGGAUGUCCCACUGGAUCUUUCCUCAUCUGCGGGCUCAGGAAAGCGGCGGAGACGUGGCAACCUGCCCAAGGAGUCUGUGCAGAUUCUUCGGGACUGGCUCUAUGAGCACCGAUACAAUGCUUAUCCUUCAGAGCAAGAAAAAGCGCUGUUAUCCCGACAAACACACCUUUCCACACUACAGGUCUGCAACUGGUUUAUCAAUGCACGCCGCAGGCUGUUACCUGACAUGCUGAGGAAGGAUGGCAAAGACCCAAAUCAGUUCACUAUCUCGCGGCGAGGGACCAAGCUCCCCGAGGGCGGCCUGGUGGAGUCUGCCAUCAGCACAAAGAACUACAUUCCCCUGCUGGAUGAGACUGCCUUCCUUCCCGCCGCUGCGCCGCUCGGCAAAACUGUGCCCUCUUCCAAGCCGGCUUCCCCGGGAUCGGUCCUGGCUCGGCCGUCGGUGAUUUGCCACACGACUGUGACUGCGUUGAAAGAUGCCCCUUUCCACUUUUGCCAGCCGGCUGAUGUAGGCCAGACCACGGACCUGCAGCAGCCCCCGGCUGGCGGCUUCACAGAUAGCCCCCUCUCGUGCCACGAGGACGCAUCCAAACUGGGACCUGGUGCAAACACACAGAGUGGGCUCUUCAACACUCCUCCUCCAACACCACCAGACCUUAACCAGGAUUUUAGUGGAUUUCAGCUUCUGGUGGAUGUUGCACUCAAAAGGGCGGCAGAGAUGGAGUUGCAGGCAAAACUUAUGGCCUAAAUCCCCUUCCUUCUCUUUCCCCGUUUUGUUUUACCAGGCAGGGAUCUAACAGCUGUGUGGUUAUUGCCACCCACACGAUAUCAAAAGACUUCACUGCGUUAUUAUUAUUUUUUUUAUUAAUCUUAUUUGCACAAGGGGAUUGCUGAAAUGAAGCUUCCUGUCACUGAGAUGGUCUUCAGUGGAAUACGGUCAUUCCAAGAAUUACGAACUUAAAGCUACUGUAGAAAGAAAGGAUUGUGUGUUUCGUUGGGAUUUUUUUUUAAUGUUUUCUUUGUAGAUUUUUCAUAAUGUGAGAUGUUUCCCAAGAUCAUGUGAUUUGUUUUGUUUCUUUCAGACUGUGCAAUAUCUAGUAAUGCUAUAGAGUCUUCUUAUCAUUCCCAUGUGGAACGGAAUAUACCGACACGCUGUCUAAAUUUUCAAUUUUUUUAACAAUACAAACUUUGGAUGAUCAUGCUUUUUUCCCAUAAUAUAAUAAAGUAUUUUCUUUAAAAGUGA
This is a messenger RNA of Melospiza georgiana, 1591 nucleotides long. It is a transcript of the gene TGIF1, whose product is annotated as TGFB induced factor homeobox 1. Lineage: Eukaryota; Metazoa; Chordata; Aves; Passeriformes; Passerellidae. The record is from RefSeq and is a predicted model, not a curated record. Bases 287 to 1096 code for a protein of 269 amino acids. Gene Ontology annotation, biological process: regulation of transcription by RNA polymerase II. The transcript is spliced from 3 exons. Gene Ontology annotation, molecular function: RNA polymerase II cis-regulatory region sequence-specific DNA binding; DNA-binding transcription factor activity, RNA polymerase II-specific.